AGGAGAAAUAAGAGGCCCUGAGGGGGUUGUGAAGAGAGACAGGAUUUUAGAAACAGAGUAAUAUUAUUAACCAGGCAAGGGCCUGGGUCUGUUUGGAGGUGUAACGUAACUGCUGAAAAGAGCAGGAGUGAGAGAUUGUGAAGGGAUGGGUCGCUACACUGGGAACUCAUGCCGUUUGAUCGUCCUCUCAACCCUGACCCUGGCCCUGUUCCUGGUAGAACUGGUGAUCGGCUACAUGGGGAAUGCUGUGACCCUGACCUCAGACGCCUUCAGCGUGUUCUCCCACCUGCUCUCCAUGAUAAUUGGCUUCUCUGGCGUGCACCUGAGCCACGUGCGCCGCCAUCGCAGGUUCACUUUUGGGUUGACGCGUGCCGAGGUGCUGGGUGCCUUCUGCAAUGCCGUCCUGGCCACCGCGUUCAUGUUCACUGUGCUGGCGGCAUCCUGCAGCCGGCUGGUGAGGGCGCGGAGCAUGAACAACGUGGGCCUGGUCCUCAUCAUGGGCGUCGUGGGGCUGGCAUUCAACAUCAUCUCCUACACCGUCUUCAUGGGCUGCUGCUGGCCCUGCAAGCACCCAGGGAGCCAGGAGACAAGCACUGCAGUGCCACAGGGAACAGGUCUGUCAAGCCAUGAGACAGCAGCUCAGUGGCUGGUCAAUGCUGUCUCAGUAUCUUUUCUGAAGCCAUUGGACACACUGACAGAGGUCUGGCCCCCAGUAUCACCAGGGUCAUCCUUCAGUGAGAAAGAUGAUAAAAUAUCAGACUUCAACUGCAGUAACAGAAGUGGGCCUGUGCCGGGGGAGAAGGCACAGCAACCGGCUGACGCUGUGGACAGACUAACAGUUCCUGCAGUGCUGAGCAACAGUGCUCCAGACAAUCCCGGCAAGAGGAAGCAGAGUCAGACAGCGGCACUCAAUAUCAGGGGUGUUCUCCUCCAUGUCAUGGGGGAUGCCCUGGGCUCGGUAGUGGUGGUGGUGGCUGCCUCUCUCUUCUACGCCAUGCCUCUCCCCCCGGACGCCCCCUGUAACUGGCAGUGCUACGUGGAUCCCAGUCUCACCAUUAUCAUGGUGAUCAUCAUUCUGUCCUCCGCAUUCCCACUUGUUAAAGAGACCACCGCCAUCCUGCUGCAGAUGGUGCCCCGUGGUCUGCGAGUGGAUCACAUCAGGGAGGUUCUGGCCCAGGUCCCGGGCGUGCUCAGUAUCCACGAGCUGCACAUCUGGGAGCUGGCAGCGGGCCGAAACAUUGCCACGCUGCACCUCAAGUGCGGCGACUCAGGGGUCUUCCAGGGGGUGUCCCAGCAGGUGCGAGAGAUCUUCCAUAAUGCAGGGGUGCACGCCGUCACCAUCCAGCCCGAAUACACCAAAAAGGACCAGGACCUCCUGGCCUGCAACGCCCCCUGUCUGUCGGAGGACUGCCGGACACUGGGCUGCUGCAACGCCACUCAACCCAGCACUAACGCAGAGAGACAUGACGAGCUGGGCAUCGCCAUCCUGCCAGAGCACUGCCCCUCACAGUACAGCAGAGACAAUGUGGUGCUCAAGGUCACACAGUUAUAGACCAGUUAUAGUGACAACAUGACUGUGACACUGAGCAGAUAACCUGAAUCACAGCUGGCAGUGGUGGCAAGCAAACUCCUGCAAUCCUGGGACAGUUUGCUGUUUCUGUUUUAUUUUCUGUUUGGUUAUUUGUACAGAUAGUACUGUGUGGAGAUGGUCUUUUUCUUUGUCCAGGUUUAAAUUAGGCUCUAUUGUACUCAGAUACUCCUGCAGUUUACGUUAAUGAAUUCUGUAUAAAGAUGAAUGUUUGUAACAUUACCUUUGCAGGGUAACUUACUGUAUUUGCUAGAAACUUAACCAAACUUUUUAGUUCUUUGGCUAUUGUUGUUGUUUAGUCACGUAAGUAAAUGAAUAAUGUAGUUGAAAGAAGGCAACAAUGAUGUGAAGUCUCUGGUCUCCCCCACACUUCUCACUGGCUCAAUAGAGAGGUUGUAAAGGGGAGUCUAAGCCUUCCUUUGAUCUACCAGCUCAAGCAGGGAAAAAAAACGUUACCACUGUAUAUUUGCAAAGUAAUUUCGCUGUUGAGAUAAUGAAGAUACAGUCAGCACUCACAUAUCAGGCCCUAUAAAAUGUUGACUUCAGUGACAGUUAAACGAGUGUGACGCAUAUCUGAUUAUUUCAUCUGAUUUGACGUGUAUGUAGGUGAGCACGCUGUAACCUGCCCCCUACCACCCAAACAACCCCCUGCCCUGCACACACACACACACACACACACACACAUUUCAUACAGAAAGAAAAAAACAUGACUUAGGUUUGAGGAACUGUACAGGGAGAAAUAUAUUGUAGCGCGCAUUGUUCUUUUCUUUGGCACUGUUGCCAUUUUCUUUUUCUUAUUUUUUUCUUAUAUCUGACAUCACAAGAGAUGGAUCAUGAUGAUGGUAGAUCGUUCAUGGAAGAUUUGAUUCAGCAGGGUCAAGGUAGGAUAUUUACAGCAGUUUGUAUCGAAUGUUUAACUAUUUGAGGACAGUCCUCCUGUUUUGUUUUCCAUCUUGAGGGGUCUUUCAUUGAAAUUUGUUAGCGCACGAGUUGGGUGAAUAGCACAGCAGUAAAAGACAAAAACUUGUCUGUUUUUUCAGGGAACACAAAAAAAGAUACAAUGUCAAAAAUACAUAGCUGAAAGGACUGUGUUUUAAAAUAAGUAGGCUUCCAUUUAGAUAUAUUGUAGUUAGUUUUGUUGGUACAGUACUAUAUUUUCAACAGAAGUAUUUUAAUUCAGUAUCACUUGCCAAAAGAGACGACACGUGGACUGUAAUACAGUACAUAAUUUUAAAUCCGGUAGGUAUUGUAGCAGUAUGUAAAAUUCACCAUUAACUACUCAACAGCAAAAUUAAAUCAAAAAAUGUUACCCAUACACGGAACCGCGUAAAACGUAAAAAAGCAAUACAAUUUAGCAAAAGUUUCUAGAAUUAAAACAGUAUCCAAAGUCAGUAUUCAAAAUUGCACAAUACAGUGCUCGAUAAGGCCCUAAUGUCACAGUUCACGUGCAAAUGAAAAUGCACAAAAGCAACUAAAGAUCACAGAUUUAAAAAAAUACAUCGCAGUAUCUAAAACUGUUUAUUGAUUAACUGUUUUACGUUACUGUAGCUUGUCUCGUUCGCUUUGUGUUGGCUGCAUUUUCGUCAGGUGUUACUGGAGGAAGCGCUGUGUAAAUGCACAAUAAAGAAUGAUUUGGCAUGCGAAAAUAAAAACACGGGCUGUAACGGAUAAUUAAAUUAAUUGUAACACUGAAGAGAUGCGCUUUGUUUCAGAAAACCAGUGACGGAGUCGGAAAUCGCCUGUGACUGGUAAGUGCAUUCAUUAAUAUGGAUUGAUUUUAUUCUUAAUACAAGAGCGAUAAAACGCGACUGACGUGUAUCUGGGUAACGGAUAUCCAAGUGCUGACUGUAUCGUGUUUUAAAAUGAAAAUAACUAUAACAAAUGUUAUGUUUAACCAAUUGGAGUCCAUGAUGCGUAUCAAAUAUCUAUUUUUUUUAGCUUAACUAGUUUAAGACAGCAUUUAAGGAGUUUUUUUUUAAAAACAUGAAUUUGUUAGUUAUUAUCCUUCUGUUUCUUCUCCUGAUCCGUUUCUAAUUACUCUGUGUACAAGUGCUGAUUUCAGUAAAAAAAAAAAAAAAAAAAAUCUGUUUUGCAUUCUGUAUUAUUAGCAGUGUGGAGUAGUGGUUAGGGCUCUGGACUCUUGACCGGAGGGUCGUGGGUUCAAUCCCAGUUGGGGGACACUGCUGCUGUACCCUUGAGCAAGGUACUUUUACCUAGAUUGCUCCAGUAAAAACCCAAACCGUAUAAAUGGGUAAUUGUAUGUAAAAAUAAUGUGUAAAAAAUAAUGUAAUUGUAUGUAAAAAUAUUGUGAUAUCUUGUAACAAUUGUAAGUCGCCCUGGAUAAGGGCAUUUGCUAAUAAAUAAAUAAAUAAUAAUAAUAAUAAUAUUGAUAAUCCUUUAUUUUAAACUAUAUUACUGUUUCGUGUCUUGUGAUUAGAUUGGCUACAUCUGUUAUACGGUGCUAUGUAUUAAAUGUGGUUGCAUUUUACCAACUAGACUGUUUCUCUGUGUACUGGGGU
Messenger RNA from Acipenser ruthenus (sterlet), 4107 nucleotides. Its product is annotated as calcium/manganese antiporter SLC30A10-like. Gene Ontology annotation, biological process: zinc ion transmembrane transport; detoxification of zinc ion; manganese ion transport. The transcript is spliced from 6 exons. Gene Ontology annotation, cellular component: membrane. Gene Ontology annotation, molecular function: zinc ion transmembrane transporter activity. The coding region runs from base 146 to 1552 and encodes 468 amino acids. The record is from RefSeq and is a predicted model, not a curated record. Lineage: Eukaryota; Metazoa; Chordata; Actinopteri; Acipenseriformes; Acipenseridae.